Molecule: messenger RNA, 249 nt
Organism: Cooperia oncophora
Lineage: Eukaryota; Metazoa; Nematoda; Chromadorea; Rhabditida; Trichostrongylidae
Source: the annotation of a GenBank genome assembly
AUGUCAAUGUCUCUCAACAAUCUCGUGGGGACUCUCCCAUUAGUCCAAGAUGAGUUCAUCUGCUACUUAGUCCGAGGUCGGUUCAUCUGCUUCUUCUGCAAGUCCGCUUUUAAUUCACGCAGCCGCCUGGAAGAGCAUUUGAUUCGUUGUCUCUUGGGUACCUAUCGUCCAUGCGAACUGUGCAAUGAAUUUGCACCAAUUAUUGAGCGUUUCCGCCACGUGAUGAAUGUUCAUAAGCAAAAUAUGUAA